Molecule: messenger RNA, 1573 nt
Organism: Nicotiana tabacum (common tobacco)
Lineage: Eukaryota; Viridiplantae; Streptophyta; Magnoliopsida; Solanales; Solanaceae
Source: RefSeq, a predicted model, not a curated record
UUACUACAGAAAAAAUUCAAAAUUAAAAUGCGGUCUUUUUCUGUAGCUGGUUUGAGCUUUUCUUCAUUUCCAUUUUCUGCUAUGUCUUUCUCUGUCUUCUGGGUCUGGCUUUCUUCCUUUAACUCUCUCUGUUCAUAUCCAUUCUUCUUUACCUCUUUAAUAUUAAAAUCAUCACUUCUGUAUCAUAAAGCUCCUUGGUUGAAGAGUAGGUGGAGAUGCAUAUACACACAGAAAAAACGAAGAGAUUUUGGGUAAAAGAAGAAGCUAAGAAAUUGUAAGAAGGGAGAUUUGGGUUUUGAAGAAUGAGUGCGUCUAGGUUCAUAAAGUGUGUCACCGUUGGCGAUGGAGCUGUGGGUAAAACUUGUCUUCUCAUUUCCUAUGCCAACGACACUUUUCCCACUGUUUGCGUCCCAACUGUAUUCGACCAUUUUAGUGCAGAUGUGGUUGUCGAUGGGAGCACUGUCAAUCUGGGGCUCUGGGAUACUGCAGGUCAGGAGGAUUACAAUAGAUUAAGACCGUUGAGCUAUCCCGAGGCAGAUGUAUUUAUACUGGCGUUUUCUCUCAUUAGCAAAGCGAGCUAUGAAAAUGUCUCCAAAAAGUGGAUUCCUGAGUUGAGGCAUUAUGCUCCUGGAGUUCCAAUUAUUCUUGUUGGAACAAAGCUAGAGCUGUUUUUUGGGGAAAAAAGGAGCUCUGUAGGAAGUUCCAGGUCACAUAAGUUCCUUAUUUGGCAAGUCAAAUGCAAUUGUGAUAUUGCUGCUAUUCCCUAGAAUUGUGGUUGGGGUCAUAAAAGAUGGAACGUAUGAUGCCUUUCAUCGUCGGUUGUAUAUAUUUGUCUUUAUGGCAUGAGUAGUUAGCAUGUGCAUGCUCUCACUGCACCUUGUUUUCUCCUUCUUGAGAGGUUGAGCCUAUUAAGCGUCGAUACUGCAGCUACUUUUGGUAACGCACCGGUCUGGAAAGCAUGAUAAUGUGAUUUUUUAUCGACCAUUUAGCUGGAGCAGUUCUUAUGAAUGAAAACAUUUCAGGAGUUAUAGGCAGUUUAUUCAUGUACCGAAACAGAUAGCUGAUGUGAUAAAUGCUGCUGUUUAGUGGCUGAACCACCACCAACAUAGCCAGUAUAUUCCCACAACUGGGGUUUUGGGAGGGUAGUUUGUACGCAGACCUUACCCCUACCUUGUGUAAGCAGAGAGGUUGCUUCCGAUAGUCCAGGUAAGCACAGUAUCAGCCAUAAAUAUCUGCUGAAUCAUGAUACUAAAUCAUUUCAUUCAGUAGAGUGCUGAAUGAACAUGAACAUGUUGGAUGCAAAUACAUUGGUUGAAAUUCAGAUGCCUUUUAACUGGAUUAACCCUGAAGAACUAUUUAUGGUGUCAAUAGAUGAAAAAAUGUGAAUCAUAUAUGGCUAGGCAGAGAGGAUAUUGUGAUUCGUGGAAACUUCUACACCUUUUGGAUCCCAGAUAAUCACUUUUUCAGUAACUUAGGUUGUUAUGUUGUUAAAUUGCUGGAGAAGUGUGACCUGUUGCAUACUCAGAUUUGAGAUAGACGAGAAAGAAAUAUUUGUUCAAAGUUUUGUUUCUCA